CAUUGCGCUGUCCUUUAUCUCCCUCACCGUCUCGCAGUCGCCUCAGAAUUUGCUCCAUAUCUUUGUGCCGGUCACUUAACUCUCACAUAUUCGCCGUUCAGAAUGACAAUGGCAUGGAAGCAAACAAUCAACAACACAAGUGUGAUCCCAAUUCAAACUCCUUGUGGGUUUUCUAAGUUCUUCUCCAAGUCCACUCCUUUUGUAGUGAAGGUUGGGAUACCAGAAUUUCCUAAUGGAGUAGGGGGAGGGGUUGAAACUCAUGUGGCCAAGCUAAUCUGAGAUUGGCAACUUUCAGGAGCUGCUCUUUACUCGCACUCUUAAGCUCAAGAAACUUGGCAUUCCCUGCAAACACAGGAAGCUGAUACUGAAAUAUGCUCACAAAUAUAGGUUGGGACCGUGGAGGCCUCAAGCUGAGCCUGUGAAAGCAUAGUAAGGCCAGUCUCCAGGGACCAUGCCAAGAUGUUAAUCAGUAGCACUACUCAGAAAUUCUAUCUUUGGUGAAAAUGGACCUUUGGUUCCAAAGAAUUUGCCAUCAUUAAAAGAACAAUCUUAAGCUACUUGGUUAAUAAUCAACAUUAUAUGCCAAAAUAUAUUACUACAUCCACUAAUUUGAUCUCAAUGUGACUAUUGAAUUUUAUUGUGAAAUGAGUGUGUGAAAGGUUGAGAAAAUGUGUAAAUAAGGAUAUGGACUUUAA
Molecule: messenger RNA, 695 nt
Organism: Rubroshorea leprosula
Lineage: Eukaryota; Viridiplantae; Streptophyta; Magnoliopsida; Malvales; Dipterocarpaceae
Source: the annotation of a GenBank genome assembly